AUGGCUUCGAGGAGGCGGGGAGUUGGAGUUAGUGCUGUACAACGUAAGCAGGAUCAUCAGGCUAUGUUUAAUGCAAAAGGUGAGCAGUUAGCCUCAGAACAACUAAGCUUAUUCUCUCAACACUUGGAGGACUUCACAGUGAGACUGGAACAGUUCGCACAUCGUCACAGAGAUGAGAUCAGAAAAAAUUCUCAAUUUCGUCGCCAUUUUCAAGAGAUGUGCGCCAGUGUAGGCGUCGAUCCCUUGGCAUCUGGAAAGGGAUUCUGGGCAGAAAAACUAGGCGUUGGAGAUUUUUAUUAUGAGCUCGCAGUGCAAAUAGUUGAGGUGUGCUUGGCGACCAAUCAUAUAAAUGGUGGAAUUAUGACUGUAGAAGAACUUAGAAAUAGAUUAAUGCGAAGCAGAGCUAAAACUCGAAGAGAAACCAUAACCACUGAUGAUAUAUUACGUGCCGUCGACAAGCUCAAAGUGUUAGGAGGUGGCUUCGAACUAGUGCCUCUUGGUGGAGGCCGAUUUUUGGUACAAAGCGUACCAGGAGAAUUAAGCAUGGAUCAUUCCCGAGUUUUACAAUUAGCUGAAGACGCCGCUUACGUCACAAAAGAGCUCGUCAUGGAUAAAUUGAGAUGGGACGAUGUUCGGGCUACAACUGUUUUGGAGCAUUUGGUCAAAGAAGGCUAUGCUUGGGUAGACGAGCAAUCCUCCGAUACUCUACAGUAUUGGGUUCCAUCUCUUUUCCUUCAGCAAUAUUGUCAUUCUUCAAAAGAAAGUUAG
Messenger RNA from Auanema sp. JU1783, 768 nucleotides. Lineage: Eukaryota; Metazoa; Nematoda; Chromadorea; Rhabditida; Rhabditidae. The record is from the annotation of a GenBank genome assembly.